Molecule: messenger RNA, 2823 nt
Organism: Ectocarpus siliculosus
Lineage: Eukaryota; Phaeophyceae; Ectocarpales; Ectocarpaceae
Source: the annotation of a GenBank genome assembly
AUGGCAAGCACCCGGGGCAGGGCAGAGCGCCGCCAGGGCGGGUUCGCGCACUGCUACAAGGUGACCUGCGUGGAGACUGCACGGCCGUACGCGAUGAAGAUCGUGCCCAAGAGCACGCUGGUGAAGAGCCGGGCGCGCCAAAAGCUCCAGACCGAGAUCAAGAUCCACCGCACGCUGCAGCACCCCCGCGUGGUUCGGUUUGAGAUGUUCUUCGAGGACAGAGAAAACGUCUACAUCCUGCUGGAGCUCUGCGCCAACCACCUCAUCCGAAAAACGAAGCGCUUCACGGAGGACGAGGCCCGGCGGUACAUGCUGCAGAUCCUGGAGGCUACGAGCUACUUGCACCAGCACCAGAUCAUUCACCGCGACCUUAAGCUCGGCAACGUCUUCUUGGACCGCGACUGGAACAUCAAGAUGGGAGACUUCGGGCUGGCGACCAAGCUGGCCCAAGACAGUGAGCGAAAAAGAACAAUCUGCGGAACCCCCAACUACAUCGCACCCGAGAUCCUGGAGGGGAAGGCGGGGCACAGCUAUCAGGUGGAUCUGUGGUCAGCGGGGGUGAUCCUGUACACCAUGUUGGUGGGAAGGCCCCCUUACGAGUCUACCGACGUGAAGUCUACCUACCGCCGCAUCCUGGCCAACGUUUACACCUUUCCGGACUCGGUUCCUGUCAGCGAUAGCGCCAAAGACCUCGUGGGGAGGCUGCUCCAGGUGAAGCCGGAGCUCCGCCCGUCCCUCGACGACAUCCUCAACCACCCCUUCCUGCGGAACGGCGGGCCCCGGCAACGGUUCUCGACCUCUCAUGGGCUCCGAGGCUCGUCGGCAUCCUCCUCCCCGCCCUCCUCCGCCGUCACCAGCGCCGGCGGCGGCGGUGGCUCGAGUUCUACCGCUGGUCGCUUGGGUUCGCAGAAGCACGGCGGCACUCCCGAGCGGUGCGGCACCGCAAGCGGAGGGUUCGGGCGGCCACCAUUGAAGACGAGGAGUUCUAACGUGGAGGCGGAGGCGCCGGAGGGGGGGGGGGGCGGUGUAACGGCGACGGCGGAGGGCGCCGCCCGUUUGGCGAAGGCGAGGUCUGGGACCCCGACGCCGAUGGGGAAAUCUGGAGGAGACGGAGGGAGAGACGUGCCCGAUGGGCGGCACGCCUCCAAGCGAUCUACUGCCUGUCCCACCUCAUCGCGCUCGGUCGUUCCUCGCACCCACAACACGAAGGGCUUCAGCGUAUACUGCGACACCAAGGAAACAGCUGGGAGUCGAGGCAGAGGGGUGGGCGCUAGCGGCGGCGGGGCGCAGAGCAGUAGCGGCAGGCGGGUCGCUUCUACGGCUGGCGGCGGCGGCGGCGGCGGCGGCGGCGGCAGAAGGAGUCCCGCCGCCGCCGGCUCGGGGGGCGCCGAGGCGGCCGUGAAGUCUCCCGGUGGGGACAAGGAGAACGAUCCCCGCUCGGCAAUCGGCGGCGGUGGGACCGGCGGGGUGCGGGUGCCCGUCAAUGGACCCAUCUCUCGCCGGCCUGUCGUGCGGUCGGCCUCUUCAGUGGGCUCUUCCGGCCGCGCGAGCGGCCGUGAUAGGGCCGAGGGGAACAGCACCGGCGGCGGCGGUGCGAAGGGGCUCGCCGCCGGCGGCAACCGAAAGGCGAGCAUCCGCCGGUCCGCCAGCGCGGUCGGGACGCAGGCGGACCACCGACGCGUCGCGUCGGCUAGGGAAACGGGGGGAGAGUACGGCUCCAGAGGGAAGAAGGCGGCAGCGGGCGCUGCAGCAGCAGGGGCGGUUACUCCGCGUGGUCGCUCUUCCGCCGCCUCCAGGGGCACGCCGGUCGGGUCCCCGCCGACACCAUCCCCGUACAGAUCAUCUCCGUUGCCUGGCCCGGCUUCCGGCGGGGGCGGCAGCAGGGUGAGCACUAGGAUGGUCGCGGUCGGGGGCGGGACGACUCCCCGGAGCCAGACGAAGAGCAGGGGGGAUGCGCGGCAGCGGUUGGACUUCGGGAGCACGCCAAGAUCGACGAGGCAGCGCGGUUCUCCUGGUGCUGCUGCGGCGGGGCCGUCUAGCGGAGGAGGAAGAGGAGGCCGAUCGACCAGCGCGCCGAGCCGGUCCGGAGCGGCCCGCGGGACGAGGGCAUCGGCAGCCGCAGCGGCGGCAAGAGAAGCAGCGAUCGCGGCGGCGGCGCCGCCGCUGCCGCCGGCCCCAACGGUGUGGGUCACGCGGUACGUGGACUACUCGACCAAGUACGGCCUCGGCUUCCUGCUGUCGGACGGGAGCGCCGGCGUUUACUUCAACGACGCAACCAAGAUCGUCCUGGAGCCGGCCGGUGUCGCGUUCGAGUACAUCGAGCGCACGCGCAGGUCGACCUCUUCUUCGCCGGCUUCCGGCGGCACCGGGGACCAGCCGCCGCGCGCGAGGCACACGCUGGAGGACUUCCCUCCGGAGCUCCAGAAGAAGGUGACCCUCCUGAACCACUUCCGGGGAUACCUCCACGAGCUGGUCAAGAAGGGUAAGGACGUCGGCACUAGCGGUUUUUCUGGUGAGGGGAAGGAAGAGGAGGCGGUUUCGGCCCAAGGGGAAGGGGGAGAGCCGCUGACGUUCCUGAGGAAGUGGCUGCGAACUCGCAACGCCAUCCUGUUUCGGCUGAGCAAUCGCACCGUGCAGGUGGUGUUUGCGGACCACACCGAGAUCUUGCUCUCGAACGAGGCACGCGUGGUGACGUUUGUCGACAAGCACGGCAACCGCGAGACUCAUUCCCUUCAGGGAGUGCUCCAGGAUCAGAGGUCAGACAUCAACAAGCGCGUCCGCUACUCGAACGAGUUGAUAGCGCAGCUCCUUCGGCGGGCGUGA